AUGGACGGCCAAGAUAAUAAGAACUCUAAUAAUAACAUCGAAGAAAUCAAGGAGAAUGGUCAUACCAAUUCUGACACUCAAAAUAACAACGGAAACGCUAACGGUAACAAGAGCAACAAAGGCAAUGAAGAUAAGAAAAUUUUCGUUGGUGGAAUCGCCUAUGACGUUACUAAUGAAGAUUUAAUUAAUCACUUCACUACUUAUGGAGAAGUUGCUCAAGCUCAGGUCAAGUUCGACAGAAUUACUGGAAGAUCUCGUGGAUUUGCUUUUGUUGAAUUCGCUACUGGAGAAGGAUGCAAAUCCGCUCUCGGAGCUCGCGAACAACAUAUCAAGCAGAAGCAGGUCGAGGUGAAACCAGCCAAGUCUCGUGAAAACAAGAAGGUCUUUGUUGGUGGUCUUCCAUCUGAUUUCUCUCAAACCGACUUGAGCAACCAUUUUGCUCAAUUCGGAAAAGUUGAAGAUAUCGAAUGGCCUUAUGACAAGGUCACCAAGGCCAGAAGAAACUUCGCCUUCAUCGUCUUCGAGGAGGAAGAGGCUGCCGAUAAGGCAUCUGCUCAACCUAAGCAGACAUUCGGAAGCCGCGAAUGCGACGUUAAGAAAGCUGUCCCUCAAGGAAAACGAUUCCCAAAUAUUGGACGUGGAAACGGUAUGAGACAAUAUGGAGGACGUGGUGGAGCUAAUAACGGAGGAUGGUACGGAAACUGGGGUCAGAUGGGAGCCCUUCCAUACGGUGGAGCCGCCUGGGGAGAUUGGUAUGGUAACUCUUACUACCCACAGCAGAACGGAGCUGCUGCUGCCUAUGGCAGUGCUUACAACGGAACAGCUAAUGGUUAUGAGUCUUACCAACAUCAAGGCAACAACCGUCAGAAUGGAAAUGCUAAUGGCCAACAGCGUUAUCAACAAGCUACUGCUCAGCAACAAUACUAA
This is a messenger RNA of Auanema sp. JU1783, 927 nucleotides long. Lineage: Eukaryota; Metazoa; Nematoda; Chromadorea; Rhabditida; Rhabditidae. The record is from the annotation of a GenBank genome assembly.